Molecule: messenger RNA, 1788 nt
Organism: Guillardia theta CCMP2712
Lineage: Eukaryota; Cryptophyceae; Pyrenomonadales; Geminigeraceae
Exons: 6
Coding region: 1-1788 (595 amino acids)
Source: RefSeq, a predicted model, not a curated record
AUGUCAGGAAUAGCUGAUCUGAGCAUUCCUCUCAUCAAGAAGGAGAAGAUGAGGAGAAAUGUUCUUCUGGUCUCCAUUCUGACAAUGGCUGUGAUUGGGCUUCUUUUGAUGUCCUCGCACGUAAACAAGAAUGCUUUGCUGGGAUUCAAUCAACCUUUCGACUCCGACGUGCCCGUACAAUGGGACUCAAGUGCAUCAAGUGAUCUGCAAGGAAUCAGCAGAUACUUCAGCUCUCCUGGUUCUCAUUUGAGGAACAGAGCACCGACUGCACACCCAUCACUCAAGGCUCGAACUACCAUCCUUGCCGACGUGCCAGCGCACGAGUGGUCUAAGCAUCAUUAUCGUGAUGUUGCUGCUUCCAAGAUGGACCAGCAGACUGUGAACGGGAUCUGGUACGACAAGGAUGAAGCAUGGAAGGGCAUUGAUGAGGUGCUCCCUACCGAUACUCCGUACUCCUAUCAACUCGCGCACGUCGGCAAGGGCGAGGAGUCGAAGAUGGAGGCCUUUCUUUCGCAUGCAUACAAGCAACUGAGCAGUCUCAAGAAAGCUCUUCGUCAAGUCAAGGGCGAGAAGUCAGCGGAUGACAAAGAGCUUGAAGGAAUCCUCUCUCAAGGAGAGUCUGCGCUGAAGAAAAUUGAAAAACACGUCUGGGCUGACACAGCAAAUGCAGAGUACAGGAAGCAAGUGAAUGACAAGAUGCACAUGAGGGCAACAUCGAAGACGAUGCUGAGAUCCAUGAAUCUACCACAAAACCAUGCAUCCUCAAAGCAUUAUGAAUCCGCUGAAAAGGCAGCAAACGAUUUGAACAAAUACUUUGACAAGUUGGACAAGAAGACAGAAAUGGAAAACAAACAAAACGCCCGGCGAGCCGAUGAGGACAACUCCAUGUCGCUUGGCGACAUCAAAAAUAAUCCUGGACAAAUUCUGCAUGCUGCUCAAAGGCGCCAGUUCGAUCUUUCCGAAGUCCGACCAUUGGCCGAAGUGUUUGUGAAGAUUAUGGCGAGAGCGAUCAAGGCCGACAAGGCUCAAAGCCUUGAGAUCAAACCCCCGUCAGAGGAGAGAACACAGAGCUGCCAGCUCUGCGUCAAGAUCAUGGGAUGCGAGGACUGCUGUGAGAUCAUAUGCCUGGGAGUCGACGAUGAAAACAAGAAAGAAGAACCGAGCUCUACAAAGGCGCCAUCUCCUUCUAUCCUGAGGUCGGUGGUGAACAAGUUGGCUCGCGUCCCCUGCGAGUGUCAAAGUGCGGAGUGCAAGGAGUGUCCGCAGCACGAUCAAAUCCGCAAGCCAUGGUCUUCCCUUACUGCCUCCGACAGGGAGCUGUCCGAAGUCGUAGAGAAGAACGAAGAGAUCAAGAAAGCGUCAGAGGCGGGUCUUGGAGCCUAUGUGCCUGAGGAGUCGGACGACGCGUGGGUUGCGCGGGAGCCGUUCCCUGGAAAGAGCGAGCAAGUCGCCUCAGGGUUCUCCGAUGGCGUUCAGGACUUGCAGAAGCAACUGUUGGGUGCGCGCAGAAAAAUCCAGAGGCUGAGGCAGGAGCUGAAGAAUUCCGACGCCGCUGCCUAUCAUGGCGCUGAGGUCGCAGCUGAGAUGAGGUACAAGCUCGACCAGGCCACAAAAGCUGCUUCGUCGCUCCUCCGUUCCAAGGAUCAGACAGAUGAGAGUGCGCUUCCCUUCUAUGAGCAGCGGGCGUAUGGGGGCAAACAGACAGAAGCUGAUGUCAGGAGGUACGAGCGAGAUGUGCGAAGGGGAACAGCUUUGCCGUACGGUGAGACUGUCGGGAGACUCUACUAG